UUAACUCCAAACUCAUGAAUUCUCUUAAAAAUAGUUAUUUUUAGUUUCUUAAAACAAUGCAGCAAGCCCACAAAGCAAUAUUGAAAGUCCGGCAUUUUGCCGUGCGAACACCUGCACUUAGAACACUUCGGUCGAUAAGCACAACGAGUGCCAACAGGAAAAAACAUGAUAAUGUUGCUAGCAAUUCGUCCAGAUCUGCAUCCACUACGUCCAGCUCACAACAGCAAGCUGUUGCCGCUGCAGCAAAAGCUGAACCUUUCCUGAGCGGAAGUAGUUCUGUGUAUGUUGAAGAUAUGUACGAAAGCUGGCUGCAGGACCCAAGCACUGUACAUAAGUCGUGGGACGUUUACUUUCGCAAUGUCAAUUCUGGUGCCUUGCCUGGUGAAGCAUAUCAACGACCUCCGUCACUAGGUGGCAGUGCAGUGGUUCCAACGGGCACAUCCAGUAGCCUAGCAACGCAGGGGGGAUUAUCUGUCGAGAAUGUGGAUAAACAUCUCUCAGUGCAAGCUUUAAUCAGAGGAUACCAGGUUCGAGGCCAUUACAUGAGUUAUCUAGACCCGUUGAACAUAUCUCGAGUAUCACUGGAAAAAAUGAACGAAGAUUUACUUCAUGAUAAUAUCUUUGGCGGAAAGAUGCCUUUCAGUGAACAAGACAUGGAACAGGAGUUCAUCCUUCCUCACACAACAAUGAUUGGCGGACAAGAAAAAUCUCUCAAAUUGAAGGAAAUUAUACACAGACUAGAAGAAACCUACUGUGACAAGAUAGGAGUGGAAUACAUGUUCAUCAACAACAGGGAGCAAUGUGAUUGGAUAAGAGAAAAGUUUGAAACUCCAAGAAUUAUGGAACUCAGUGAAUGGGAACAACGGUUGACGUGGGAACGGUUGCUAAGGGCAACAAGGUUCGAAGAAUUUCUUGCCAAGAAAUGGACGAGUGAGAAACGUUUUGGUUUGGAAGGAUGUGAGAUGCUGAUACCUGCUUUGAAGACUUUGAUUGACAGCGCAAGCUCGGCUGGAGUUGAUAGUGUAGUAAUGGGAAUGCCACACAGGGGCCGACUGAAUGUUCUAGCAAAUGUGAUCCGAAAAGACCUCGAUCAAAUUUUCUGUCAGUUUGACUCAAAACUAGAACCAAAUGACGAAGGGUCUGGUGACGUCAAAUACCAUCUCGGAAUGUCUCACCAGAGGAUUAACCAUGUCUCAAACAGAAUGGUCACUCUUUCUCUUUGUGCAAAUCCAUCCCAUCUUGAAGCUGUUGACCCGGUCGUUCAAGGAAAAACCAAAGCUGAGCAGUUUUACCAGGGAGAUACCAAAGGCGAAAAGGUGAUGUCUAUCCUCAUGCAUGGAGAUGCUGCCUUCGCUGGCCAAGGAGUCGUUUAUGAAACAUUUCACUUGAGUGAUUUGCCAGCUUAUACCACUCACGGCACUAUCCAUGUUGUUGUGAACAAUCAGAUUGGCUUCACCACUGAUCCCAGGCAUUCAAGAUCCAGCCCCUACUGUACUGAUGUGGCAAUGGUCGUGAAAGCUCCGAUAUUUCAUGUAAAUGCUGAUGAUCCAGAGGCUGUCAUCUAUGUGUGCAAGAUUGCAGCUGAAUGGAGAAUGCGUUACCGCAAGGAUGUCGUUAUCGAUUUAGUCUGUUAUCGAAGGUUUGGACAUAACGAGAUGGACGAACCAAUGUUCACGCAACCACUAAUGUACCAAAGGAUUAAAAAACAUGCAAAUGUGUUCAAGCUUUAUACAGAGAAGCUGAAAGCAAGGGGUCUCGUUGACGAUGCCACCGUUGAAACGAAGCUCGAUGAAUACGAAAAGAUUUGUGAGACUGCGAUCGAAAAAGCUAAAACUGAAACUAUGCUGCAAUUUAGACACUGGCUUGAUUCCCCAUGGAAAGGAUUCUUCAAGGACCCCUAUGGCAAGGUCGAUUUGAAGGUCGCGGACACAGGACUUCCAGAAGAAGAGCUAAAACACAUAGGGGAAGUCAUGUCACAAGCAUCGGAUAUGAAUAUUCAUCCGGGACUUAAAAGGACGUUAAAAGCUCGAGGAGAAAUGGUUGCAAAUCGGACUGUAGACUGGGCACUUGCCGAAGCCUUGGCGUUUGGGUCGUUACUAAAAGACGGCACUCAUGUCAGACUUAGCGGACAAGACGUUGAAAGGGGCACUUUCAGUCAUCGUCAUCACGUUCUUCAUGAUCAAAAAGUUGAUAAGAAGACUUACGUUCCUCUUAACCAUGUAUCUGAUAAUCAAGCACAAUACAUUGUCUGUAACUCAUCACUGUCUGAAUAUGGAGUUCUAGGGUUUGAGCUCGGAUACUCAAUGACGAACCCAAACUCUCUUGUACUAUGGGAAGCUCAGUUUGGUGAUUUCAUGAACACAGCCCAAUGCAUUAUUGAUCAAUUUAUCUCUUGUGGUCAAGCUAAAUGGAUGAGAAUGAGUGGUCUUGUUCUGCUAUUACCUCAUGGAUACGAAGGCAUGGGACCUGAGCAUUCAUCUGCCAGACCAGAAAGAUUCUUACAGAUGCAGAAUGACGAUCCAGACAGUUUCCCUGUGUUUGGAGCCACUGAUGACUUUGAGGUUCGUCAACUCCAAGAUGCAAACUGGAUCAUCAUGAAUAUCUCAACACCAGCCAACUAUUUUCAUGCAUUGAAGAGACAGGUUGCACUGCCAUUCAGAAAACCGCUUAUCAUAUUUUCUCCAAAAAGUCUCCUUCGUCAUCCAGAAGCCAGAUCUUCGUUCGAUGAAAUGUUGUCCGGGGAAAAGUUUCUGAGGAUUAUCCCAGAAAGUGGUCCGGCCAGUGAAAACCCGGAGGAAACUAGAAGAUUGAUCUUCUGCACUGGAAAGGUGUAUUAUGACAUCAAAAAGGAGCGCGAUGAACGAGGACUCACAAAUGACGUGGCCAUCACCAGGAUCGAACAAAUCGCUCCUUUCCCAUUCGAUCUUGUUGAGAAAGAACUCGAAAAAUAUCCGAAUGCACGAAUCGACUGGACGCAAGAAGAACACAAGAACAUGGGUUUCUAUGACUACUGUAAACCUAGGAUAAGGACGACCAGCAAGUGGUCAAGGAGAGUACACUACACCGGCCGUCAGCCAGAAUCGGCGCCAGCAUCCGGCAGCAAGGCCUCCCAUAUCAUACAACAGAAGAAAUUAUUGAAUGACGCUUUCAGAAAAUUAUAAUUACAGUUUUUGUUGAAUAGGUAGGGUGAAUAAAAUUGGGGAUUCCCCUCUAAGGGAGGAUUUUAGAAUUUAAAAAAAUUUAAAAUUCAAACAAUUUAAAAAAUGACUGAAGUUUUUUUCACGAAUAUUUUUCAGUGUUCCCCAAUUUUAUUCAUUCUGCCUUUAAGUCACUCUUUCCAGUAUCUAGUGUAAUAAAUGUAUAAACUCAUAAUUCCUUGAGGAAUUUUUUUCAAAAAAAGUUUUUUUUCGGUGGUUAAUUUUGUUUUGCAUAUCUAGAAAGUUUCAGUUUUUUGUUCUAAGUAAUUCAUUUAAGCUUAGCGACUAAUUUUUCAUUUAUGAAUAAAGAUGUAUUUUUGUUAAUUUAGGGACUCUCAUCAUAAAAUAAUUUAUAUAAAAUGAACAUUGAAUUUUUCUGUGUAGCUCCUGUCGCGUAUAUUCACUUAGCAAACUUGUAUUUUUGUCAAUUUAAACAGGUUUCAUCGUAGUUUAAUUUAUAUGAAAGUGAACAUUUAAUUCUUCCGUGUAGCUCGCUUCAUGAUAUUCAUAAAGUAAACUUGUAUUUUUGUUACGCACAUCGUAACUAAUUUACAUGAGGUGAACAAUUUUUUUGUGUAGCUCAAAUUUGUGAUAUUUACAAAGUAAACAUUAAUUCAAACAGAAUAUCAUCAUUAAGGCAAUUUAUUGUUAGUAUUUGUUAAGUACGCAAACAAAAUGGAACUCUCUGCCUGUCAGAACACAUUUUGGAAUCAAUAAAAUACAAAGUAAACAUUUUUUCUGUGUAGGUUUGAGUUUUUGUUUGUGCUGCCAAAUAUCUGGACGAUAUAGCAUAUACCUGACAUGUGAAAGCGUUUUUGAAUGAGCUGAUAUUUUUGAACUUAUUUAAUGGUAUGGGUUGACUGUUAAGGAAUGGUUGUAUUUUGGAUGCAUUUUUUGAAAAUCUAUGAUCUAUCACAUAGGUUUUUCACAAAAGUUUGAGAAACCCUUAUCUAUCAUAUAUUGAUAACAUGAAUGGUUUGAUAUGUUUGAGGUCACUAAAUUCUGAACAUCGCUAGCCUUGGAUAUGUGGACAUUGCAUGUCAGAUCAUCUCAUCCAUUUUUAGUGGCUAAAACAGUAUUCACGAUAUCUAUUAUUAUACCAUUAGCGUUUUGCACAUAUUUUUCGAUAAGUUCAAGUUAUAAGUUUCAUUUAAACUCUGAUUGCAACAUCCUCUAGUUUUGGAUAUGUUGACAUCCCAUGUUUGGUCAUAACACAAUUUACUUUGCUGGUGGCUUAUAUGCAGUAGUGGGAUUCAACCGGUUCGCACCGGUUCUAUAGAACUGUCUCACAGGAUUUUAUGAAAUCAGCGAACCGGUUAGAAUUACUAAAAAACAUGUAACAGAAUCGACUGAAAAAUAUGACUUUUUUAAUGGAACCGGCUGACAAAUAAUUUGAAUCCCACCACUGUUUAUAACUGUAUAGUCAUACCAUAUGGCAUUUUACACAUGAGUUUAAAUUCUGUUUUGUUAAAAGUAAACUCUGGACAUCCUAGUUUUGGAUAUUUUUCAUCCUAUUCUGUAUUGUAACUCUAUUUUCAUGAUGUUCACUAAUCACCAUUUUUUCAUUUGGUUUCGAUUGCUCUGUAUAUGCAUGAUUUUUCUCAUGUUUCACCUACAAUAUGUAAAUAUUUCAAAUUAAUAUUUUACUGUAUUGUGUACUCUGAUAGGAACCGUAACAUCUGACGAAUGGUUAAUAAUAUAUGAAAUCGAUCAAAAUAUAUAUCCAUGCAGGAGCUCCCAACAUAUGCAGCUUGACUUUCCGGUGGACUUAAUGUUUGCUUAUUUGCCCCAAAAUGUGUUUGUGCCUUUUAAACUACCUACAUAGAAAGUAAACUUACAUAGUGUAAAUACUGUGAAUAUGUGUACAAACACUAUGUCAGUGUUGGACACAGUUGUGCGACAUGUAUGCGUCACAAAUAUGAAAAAACCUCAGGACUGCUACCCAUGUAUGCCUAGCCUUCAAGUAGUUGUUUUUGGACAUUUUACAACCCCCGAAAACAUAUUUUUUUUAAACUUGGAUUUCUCAGAAAGCUGGAAUUGUUUUGUGGACUUUUUGAACUGGUACAGUUGAAUUGUUGAUUUUUUUUUUUUUUGGCACUGUUCAUAACUUUGUUCAUUUUCCUCAAUGCAUAGCGAUUUAUUGUAAAAAUAUAAGUUUCAAGCACAUUGUAA
Styela clava is the source of this 5369-nucleotide messenger RNA. RefSeq names its product 2-oxoglutarate dehydrogenase complex component E1-like. Gene Ontology annotation, biological process: tricarboxylic acid cycle. Gene Ontology annotation, molecular function: thiamine pyrophosphate binding; oxoglutarate dehydrogenase (succinyl-transferring) activity. The record is from RefSeq and is a predicted model, not a curated record. NCBI's taxonomy places the organism in Eukaryota, Metazoa, Chordata, Ascidiacea, Stolidobranchia, Styelidae. Gene Ontology annotation, cellular component: oxoglutarate dehydrogenase complex; mitochondrion.